Messenger RNA from Colletotrichum navitas, 2440 nucleotides. RefSeq names its product RNA recognition domain-containing protein. NCBI's taxonomy places the organism in Eukaryota, Fungi, Ascomycota, Sordariomycetes, Glomerellales, Glomerellaceae. The record is from RefSeq and is a predicted model, not a curated record. The transcript is spliced from 3 exons. The coding region runs from base 68 to 2302 and encodes 744 amino acids. Gene Ontology annotation, cellular component: nucleolus. Gene Ontology annotation, molecular function: mRNA binding.
CACCACCAACCAUUUUCCCAUGCAGAAAGAGUGAACUCUCUCCACAACCUCUUUUGGCAGUCAAGAAAUGUCAUCUCCUGGUAAGCCGCUCAAGCGGUCACGAGCCGAGGAGGACGAGCACGAUGCCCUCGUCGCAGCCGCCGUCGCCGAGAACCUUGCAGCAGACUCUGCAGCGGAACCAAAGACAAAGAAAGCCCGCACCGAGGCCAAUCGCUCUCUCUUCGUUCGCUCCCUUCCUGCGACCGCCACCAGCGAAUCCUUGACCGACUUCUUCUCCGAGCAUUUCCCAGUCAAGCAUGCGACUGUCGUUCUCGACAAGGCCACCAAGGCUUCCCGCGGCUAUGGCUUCGUCACCCUGACGGACGCCGAAGAUGCUAUGGAAGCCAAGAAGAAGCUCAACAACAUGAUUUGGGAGGGUCGCCGCAUCAGAGUCGAUGUUGCCGAAGCCAGACACCGCGACGGCAAGGAAAGCGCCGUCGGAGCGGCUGCUGCUGGUCAGAAGCAGAAGCGCGCGCAAGAACUUAAGGAGGCCAGGAAACCCCCCAAGUUGAUUAUUCGCAACUUGCCCUGGUCUAUCAAGUCAUCCGAGCAGCUGGGUGCUCUUUUCAGAGCUUAUGGAGUCGUCAAAUUCGCCGACCUGCCCCAAAACAAGGGCAAGCUUAAGGGUUUCGGGUUUGUGACCCUGCGAGGACGGAAGAAUGCUGAGAAGGCCCUGGAGAUGAACGGAAAGGUCAUUGACGGAAGACCUAUUGCGGUUGAUUGGGCCGUGGACAAGAGCGAAUGGGACCAGGUGAACGAGGCCGAGGCUGCCAAAGACGACAAGGCUGGCGAGGAACCUGAGGGCGCUGACGCCGACUUGGAAAACUUUAUGAAGAACCACAUGAUGAAUCUCGAGGACGAGGAGGAUAGCGACAAGGACGAAAGUGAGGACGAGGACGAGGACGAGGAUCUGGACCUGUCCGAAGACGAUGAGGAGGGAACCACCAGCAGCGCUCGGGACGACAAAAAACCCGUCAUGAAGACGCAAACAUCAACCGAUAACAAAUCGACACUCUUCAUCAGAAACCUUCCUUUUACCGUUACAGACGAUCAACUGAAGGAGCAUUUCGUCAAGUUCGGCCCCGUCAGGUAUGCCCGUGUUGUCAUGGACCGGGCGACUGAACGUCCCGCAGGCACUGGAUUCGUCUGCUUCGUUAACGAGGAGGAUGCGAAAGCCUGUAUCAAGGGCGCGCCCCGCCCACAGCCCAGCGCCCUCCCGACCAAGCACUCCGUGCUGCAAGACGAGGCCGCUGACAAGGAUGGUCGAUAUACUCUAGACGGUAGGCUUCUGCAAGUCGCCCAGGCCGUUAGCAAGGACGACGCUGAACGCCUGGCCGCCGAUGGCAGUGCCAAGAGACGGGAGAAGGACAAGCGACGUCUCUUCCUGCUCAACGAAGGCCAGAUCGACACCAGGUCUGCCCUGUAUCACAAGCUCACCCCCAACGAGAUUAAGAUGAGGGAAGAUAGUGCCAAGCAGCGCAAGAAGCUCGUCCAGAGCAACCCUACGUUGCACAUCAGUCUGACCCGUCUGGCCAUCCGUAACAUACCGCGCAAUAUCGGCUCCAAGGAGCUCAAGGAACUAGCCCGGAAGGCCUGCGUCGAGUUCGCCAAGGAUGUCAAGGAGGGUAAGCGUCAGCCCCUUUCCAAGGAGGAGAAGGUUAGAGACGCAAAGGAGGCCAAAGACGCCGAGCGCGAGCGCAAGCUGAAGCGCAAGGGUAUCGUCCGUCAGGCCAAGAUCGAGUACGAGAGUCGCGAGGGCACCAAGGUCCCCGAGGCGAGCGGCGGCAAGUCCCGCGGAUACGGUUUCAUCGAGUACUCGUCCCAUCGGUGGGCGCUCAUGGGCCUGCGCUUCCUCAACGGCUAUCAGCUGGAGAAUGAACUUGGCAAGAAGCAGCGUCUCAUUGUCGAGUUCGCUAUCGAGAACGCCUCGGUCGUGGCCCGUCGCAAGGCCAACGAGAAGAACCUCGAUCGCAACAGGCAGAAUGCCCAGAACGCUAAGGACGGCCAGAACACCAAGAAGGGCGGUGCCAAUGGUAAGGAACUGCCCAAGAUGGCCUCCUUGAAAGACAGAAAGGAUAGGAAGAAGGGAAAGAAGGGCAACUUGAACAAGGGUAACAAGGAGGAGCCGGAGUCAAAGUCCGAGAAAGCGGACAAGGCCGAUAGUAAGAAGCCCAAGGGCAAGGUCGAUCGCGAAGACGUGAAGCCUUUGCUGAUAGCAAGGAAGCGUCUGAUGAGAAAGAAGAAGGCCUCUUCCCGGGGUUAGGCCAGGCGGGAAGAAACAUGGUGUGUGCGAGGGAUGUAACUAUGGGCUCUCUGCAUCAUCGAGGCUAUUUAAAAGCAUUCAAGUUUCGUUCGAUAAUCAUAACAUGUUCUGUCAACAUCCAUUUUCCUUUUUCCGUGC